AUGUAUGGGCAAACAAAAAGUUAUGCGGGUGAAAUGGGUCUUGAAAUGGUGUUGGCCAUCUUCGGUAACGCUUUUCUGGUGCUGAUUAUCGUUCGUGGUAAUGCUGUUAGCAGACGAAAACUGUCGCCUGUUCAGUUCCUUCUGCUACAUACAUGCGUUGCUGAUUUGCUAUUUGCAUUUUUGGCAAUGGGUACUGGAAUUGUGGAACUUGAAAUUUUGUACAAAUACGAUACUGCUGAAUGGCUGUGUCCAGUAAUGAAGUUUCUGCAGGUAUUUCCGCUGUAUGCCAGUCCAUUCCUACUGGUCGCAAUUAGCGCUGAUCGUUUUCAAGCAAUAUGUCGUCCGUUAGCACAUUAUCGUGCAAAUGGAUAUCAAAUGCCGAAUUUAUUAGCAACCAUUGCUUGGAGCUUAGCUUUCAUAUGUUCUAUUCCUCAAUAUUAUAUCUGGGAAAAGGGGUUAGUCCACUUUUUCACUACUAUAUUAGUGACAAAGGUCAGAAAUAUUACAUGCUGCCAAACAGUGUUCUCACAUCGAUCAUACGGCGCCACACCGUUGAAGGUUAAAAAGUUCUGGUAUAUUGUCAGCUUUAACGCAGUUGCUUGGCUGUUACCAUCACUGAUCACUUCGUUUCUUUACUACCGAGUUUGUCGUGCUGUUUGGUCAUCACGUGUCACCGAUCCGUUACCAGAAACAGCUGAAAAAAAGAACUCUACCACAAACUUAAAGUACCUUCAAACACAGUGUUAUGUAGAUGGACUACGUAAAAGUACGUUACGCCGUCAGAUAUCAGAAUUUGACAAAAAACGCAUGCAAACUGUGCGGCUAACCUUAACAAUCGUAGUUUGCAAUUUUUUGCUAUAUGCUCCAUAUUGUAUUGGCAACGUUAUUAAUGCGCUUAAUGAAGGCCUGAUAAGUAGAACACUGUUAACUUACUGCAUGAUACUUGGUAACCUUAAUUCAUGCGUAAAUCCGUGGAUUUAUAUAUUUUUCAACAAAGGUCAAGUAAAACGAGCACUAUGUGUGUCAGCAGAGUUGCAGAGUAGAAGUAACAACGUUUGUUUGAAUUCUACCGUGCUUGCUUUCAAUACAUAUUUUUUUUAUUGA
Messenger RNA from Enterobius vermicularis (human pinworm), 1104 nucleotides. Lineage: Eukaryota; Metazoa; Nematoda; Chromadorea; Rhabditida; Oxyuridae. The record is from the annotation of a GenBank genome assembly.